ACCACUUUUACUUAAUUUCAGAGCYUGAAAUAUGCCCCCUAACGCUUUACAUACGCAARAUCUCAUAAAAUGCCCAAAAAGUGUCGACCCCACURURAUAAAUCCUGAGGGUUUCAAAGAUUUUAUUCCACCCAACGUCAGAGUAGCAGAGGUACGGGGUUCAACCCUUAAACAACAAAAAAAACCUUGUAUAUGGGAAAUCACCGUCACACUUGAAGGAGAUGAAGCAGUUUAUUYUGAUAAUGUAAAAAGGUAUGAUCUUCGAUCAGACGUUGAUAAGUACAAACCAAGGAAUACAAAUUUGUUACCAGAAAAAAAAGGCAUUCGUAAUGGAGAAACAUACUGGAUUUUUGAAUAUGAAGUCAUUUGCAAGUGCGGGUUAUCYCGGGUUUUUUAGACCCGUUGACGUGACUCGGUUUGAUCUGAGUUGAUUUAUUGAAGGUUUAAAAUUCAAAAUAUCGUGGACCGGUUUACAGAAAAAGUGAUCACGAUUAAGUUCCCACUUGAUUUACAUUAAAAAUGUCAAGUUAUCGCAAUCAAAUUUUCUGUAAACUGGCUCCAUGUCUAAAUGUCUUAAUUACAAUUUGAUUAAAAUGUUUGAUUUGUAGAAUUAGUUACUCUAGUAUUUUAAUUCAAUUAUAUUGAGAUUUGUCAUUUAAUUUAUAGCUGUAUUUAAAUAUUGUAUUUUUUAAUUAAAAUUUCAUUCAAUGUAUUCAAACCGUUUUCAUUUUUGUGCUGAAUGGCCCAAUAGAAAAACUGGGUCAAAUCUUUGAAAAAUGUUAAUUUCAAAAUAAAACCUUAAACACGGGUGUUUUCACGAUA
Messenger RNA from Tribolium madens (black flour beetle), 822 nucleotides. RefSeq lists its product as uncharacterized. Lineage: Eukaryota; Metazoa; Arthropoda; Insecta; Coleoptera; Tenebrionidae. Bases 32 to 397 code for a protein of 121 amino acids. The transcript has 2 exons. The record is from RefSeq and is a predicted model, not a curated record.